AUGAGUUUCUUCUCCACCGCCUUACCAUUGUGGUUUGGGCGAAUUCAAAGGCUUGUGGGUUCCAUGCCUGUAGAAACGGCACCUUCAUCAGCGAAGCCUCCAGUUGUCACGUGUUGUGAGACUGUGGAGCGUUUGACAAGUUUCUUUGUUUGUGCCACCCAGGUGGCGGUGGCGGACGUCUGUGGGGAUGUUCUUUUUGUCUUGAUAGCCACCGCCGGCGGGGAGGAGGAGUUGGCACUUUUUGUUCUUCACUCGUGCGUUGAGAACAAAAAGUGUUGCUCAAGACCCACCAGUUUGAACUGCGACAAGGAACUUUUGCGUGACACGUCGCAACGACGGAGGCUCUCCUUGUUAGUCAUCUCUCUCUUGUGA
Molecule: messenger RNA, 372 nt
Organism: Trypanosoma rangeli
Lineage: Eukaryota; Euglenozoa; Kinetoplastea; Trypanosomatida; Trypanosomatidae
Product: WD repeat and FYVE domain-containing protein 3-like
Exons: 1
Coding region: 1-372 (123 amino acids)
Source: RefSeq, a predicted model, not a curated record